AUGCCACCAUUCCAGGCUCUGACUCUACUCCAGCACCUACGAUACCCAUCUACAUUAUCUCUCCUCGGGCUGAGCCGUGCUUUCGGGAGCGCCGCGGCCACACCGUCAAAUAUCGAAUGUACUCGAUUCCUACCUCGCCAUCCGUCACCUAUAGCCCCUAGAGAAUCGCCGACACCUUUAGUCUUGAUCCGUGCUAGAGGCUUGGGGCUGGAUGAGAGCUCAGAGGAACGUGAAUGGACGACAUGGAGUGCAAUGUUCGCUGAAAAGGGAUACACGGCGGUAGAGAUCGAUAUCUCGGUGUCUGCAAAAGCAGAAGGAGGUAGUGCCGGUGCAAGCGGUCCAACAGGACUAUCAGAUCCAAGUACUCUCCCAUCCAUGGCGAAAGUGCUCUCCGGCCAGAUCAGACUCAUGGCUGUCCCCUUCCCUCCCAUUGUCAUCGCAUCUGGUCCGAGCUGUCUGCUCGCUCAAACGUUCGUGGGCGAUUACCCAGUAUCCGGACUUGUGAUGCUCGAUCCUCCUUCUGAUGAGGCGCCAAAGACGCUCAAGGACAAAUCUUCAUGGCCUAUGUUCAACUAUGAGCCCAAGUUCCCGAUACUUGUCAUGGCGGACAAGGAUCAAGUGGAUACCCUGGGACAGCGGAACAGGGUGGCAAAGGCCGCUGAAGACGGCGUGAGCAGAGGAGGAAAGGGAGUCAGCAUAGAGACCAUGGUGGAUGGUAUCCGGGGCGAGAAAACACGGACGGAGGUCGAGCGAUGGAUGGACAGGUGUGGUUAUUAA
Messenger RNA from Kockovaella imperatae, 777 nucleotides. RefSeq lists its product as hypothetical. The record is from RefSeq and is a predicted model, not a curated record. NCBI's taxonomy places the organism in Eukaryota, Fungi, Basidiomycota, Tremellomycetes, Tremellales, Cuniculitremaceae. The coding region runs from base 1 to 777 and encodes 258 amino acids. The transcript is spliced from 2 exons.